CCAUCUUUAAACCCCAGAGAAAAACAGCUUCCGCUCAGCUGUACACGCACAUCCUGCGCUCACAUCCACAUUUAUGACACAAUAACUCGAGAUCUGCGCUUUGAAUCGACAUAACAGUGCAUUUGAGACCAGAGGAGCUCACGGGAGCCGCGUUCGCUAAACUAAGAGCUUUAAUUCUGCGUUGACAUCCAGAAAACUGAGGAACAGAUCGCAAGUGCGCAUCUCUUGUUCUUCUUCUUUUGUCCAUCUCUCUCUCCGGUUUCUCUUCUCUCGGAGAUGAGUGGAGGAAGAUGUCGGUUUCGGGACUGAAGGCCGAGCUGAAGUUUCUGGAGUCUAUUUUUGAUCCGAACCACGAGCGCUUCAGGAUCCUCGACUGGAAACCGGACGAGCUGAGCUGCCAGUUUAACAUCGGAGACCAGCUGCUGAUCAUCCACUGCAACCUCACGGAGUCGUACCCGCUGACGCCGCCCAUCUGGUUCGUGGAGUCUGAUGACCCGGGUCUGACCGCAGUGCUGGAGCGGCUGGAGGAGGUCAGGAGGGGCAGCACACUGCUCCUGCAGCAGCUGAAGAGGCUGAUCUGUGAUCUGUGCCGCCUCUAUAAUCUCCCUCAGCACCCGGAUGUGGAGAUGCUGGACCAGCCUCUUCCUGCAGGACCGCUUCACCAGGACAGGAAGCAUGGGACGACAGACGAGGUGACCUCAGAGGAGGAGGAGGAAGAGGAGAUGGGAGAGCAGGACAUCGAUCUGGAGCACUACGAGAUGAAGGAGGAGCCGGUGGAUGGGAAGAAGUCUGAGGAUGAUGGGAUUGAGAAGGAGAACCUGGCCGUCCUGGAGAAGAUCCGCAGGAGCCAGAGACAGGACCACUUGAACGUAAGUGCUCACUCGGGCGCUGUGUCUGGAUCUGUCCAGGCGUCGGAUCGCCUCAUGAAGGAGCUCCGGGAGAUCUACCGCUCUCAGAGCUAUAAGAACGGCAUCUACUCCGUGGAGCUGGUGAACGACAGCCUGUACGAGUGGCACGUCAAGAUCAGGACUGUGGAUCCAGACAGUCCUUUACACAGUGACCUGCAGGUGCUGAAGGAAAAGGAAGGGAUGGACUACAUCCUCCUCAGCUUCUCCUACAAAGAUAACUUCCCCUUCGAUCCUCCGUUUGCGCGUGUGGUUUCUCCGGUCCUCUCUGGAGGGUAUGUUCUCGGCGGAGGAGCUCUGUGUAUGGAGCUGCUCACUAAACAGGGAUGGAGCAGUGCCUAUUCCAUCGAGUCUGUCAUCAUGCAGAUCAACGCCACUUUAGUCAAAGGAAAAGCGAGAGUGCAGUUUGGAGCCAAUAAGAAUCAGUACAGUCUGGCCAGAGCACAGCAGUCCUAUAAAUCACUGGUGCAGAUCCACGAAAAGAACGGCUGGUACACACCGCCCAAAGAGGACGGCUAGAGCACAGCGUCCACUCUUGGAGCGAUCCUCUUCAGAUGGACAUCUCUCUGUCACUGCUUCUCUCCCCUCAUCCCUGGUUUCAUCCUCACACUCUUCGACUCGUUCUCCUCAUCUCAGACGAUCUGCUCACACACAGCUGACUCUCACAGGAUCACACACAGAUGAUGAAAGACGUGAUGUGUUCCUCUCAGUCCUGUAACCGCUUCUCUCUCCUGGCCAGCAGAACCGUCUGGAUCUGUGGAACUGUGUUUCCUGUGUUCAUUGAAGCCCCUGCAGUCUCCGAGUGAAGCUGAGAGAGCAAUAAUGCCUUAAACAGGAAGUGAAUGCGUCUGCAGUUUUUCUGUUCAAUCCCACAUCGUUGGAGUCGAUCUGAUGGCCCUGGUUUUGUGUUCAUGUCCUUCAGAUCGCUCGACUCUAUUCAUGUUCUCUUCUCUUUCUCCUAUGAAUCAGUUUUAGUCUAAAAGGCGCUGUUUCCUUCAUAAUCAUUCGGGCCGAUGUGAACCGCUGUUUAAUUUCAGUGAGUGACAGAAUAAAUGCAGCAGUCUGACAUCAAGCCAUAGUUUGAGUUCAUGGAUGUUCGUCCGGCUCCCAGUGUCUGAUUCCAGAUCUGUUUCUCUUCUCUUGCGCGGUUCGUUCGUUGGUUCGUUGGUUCGGUGGCGUGUCUGAUGGAGAGGCGGGAGGCUUCAAUGUGUUCUGCAAUCAGCAUGCUUCGGUUUUACUGCAUUUUUCCCCAUUGUAAGUGUAAUUUUGACCAUGUACAGUACAAUUUGUAAACUUGCAUCAAGUUUAUGAAUAAAGAAUUUUAAGAAAUA
This is a messenger RNA of Carassius gibelio (silver crucian carp), 2236 nucleotides long. RefSeq names its product ubiquitin-conjugating enzyme E2 Q2. Bases 291 to 1424 code for a protein of 377 amino acids. The record is from RefSeq and is a predicted model, not a curated record. The transcript is spliced from 13 exons. Lineage: Eukaryota; Metazoa; Chordata; Actinopteri; Cypriniformes; Cyprinidae.